GAACAAGGACAAAUACGCGUUCAACAAGCUGUGGCCCCUCGAGAACCUCAUCUACGUCUGCCGCGCCGAUUUCGCGAACCGCAUCCCCGUCCGGCUGAUGGAUUCGCUGUACUGUAAUUUGAUAGGCUCCGAUCCGGCCGGCGAGCGCCCGCACAUCUUCCGGUUGACGCCGAAACGAGCCGGGCCUGCCUGGGCCCAAUCGCUCGCCCCUGUUCGUUGGAUCGUCGCGUUGCUGAGUAAUGAGCCGACACUGAUCAGCGAGCAAGACUACACGACAUUCCGCCACGACGUGCGUAGGCGUUUCGGGUCGACCCGGGUUGAUGCACGGCUCGCCCCCACGCGGGCAUACAUCGAGAUUGCUACAAAUACGGCUAAUACUUUUGGUCGUGUGUGCUCGUGGUUGGUGACGAUGGAUCAGUACGAUUUGCCGGCCGGCAUCCGCGAACAACAAUAUGAGGAGAGACUCAUCUCUGCCUCAACCUACGCCCGACAGCGGUCCACGAGAAGCCGAAAACCCGAGGAGAGUCACUCGGCCCAACUGCUGUGCAUAUCGGCCAUCUCUGCCCUCAGCGCCCUCGCAGCCAUCGCUGCCUGGCGACAUUUUAAA
Molecule: messenger RNA, 607 nt
Organism: Mesorhabditis spiculigera
Lineage: Eukaryota; Metazoa; Nematoda; Chromadorea; Rhabditida; Rhabditidae
Source: the annotation of a GenBank genome assembly